Molecule: messenger RNA, 1371 nt
Organism: Sinocyclocheilus rhinocerous
Lineage: Eukaryota; Metazoa; Chordata; Actinopteri; Cypriniformes; Cyprinidae
Gene: zdhhc22
Product: zDHHC palmitoyltransferase 22
Exons: 3
Coding region: 118-960 (280 amino acids)
Molecular function (GO): palmitoyltransferase activity
Source: RefSeq, a predicted model, not a curated record
AAAUUAAAACUGAUUUGCUUUUUCUGAAUGAAUUAUUUGUGGUUUAUCUUCUAGCACCGUGAGCGAGGGAUGCGCUUCUGUGCGGAGGAUACUCUUCGGGUCUAGCCGGAGUCAGGCAUGUUGUUCAGGAUGGUAAAACUCAGACUACUCAAUACGAUUGCACCUGCAUACUUCUACACUGCAACCGUGGUCACAUUCACCUUCCACUUCCUCCUCUUCAUGCCCACUGUUUUCCGAAGUCCAGAUGUGGCGCGAAAUCCCACCAUGCUGGUCCACAUUGCCGUCUUUCUCUUCCUCAUGGGGAACGCGCUGGGCAAUUACACGAUGACUAUAUGGUACCCAUCUGAGAGUGCCAACGAGACAGUUAUUCCAGUCUGUUCACCCGACUGCCCGGACCGAAUUGAUGCCCACUACCUCCUGAAUGGACGCCACUUCUGCAAAGUGUGUAAGAAAGUGAUUCUAAAACGGGACCACCACUGCUUUUUCACAGGAAACUGUAUUGGGAAUAGGAACAUGCGCUACUUUAUUAUGUUCAGCAUCUAUACAUCCUGCUGUUGUCUGUAUUCACUGGUAAUUGGGGUGGCGUAUCUUACGAUAGAAUACUCCAUUUCCUUUGAGAACCCACUGACGUUCCUCACUCUUCUGCCACUCUCGACAGGUUACUUCUUCCUCGGUUUGAUUUCAGGUCUCCAGUUCUUUCUGGUUAUAAUGCUAUACGUCUGGCUGGGUAUCGGACUAGUGAGCGCCGGUUUCUGCUGUCAACAGCUUCUACUUGUAGCCCGAGGGCAAACCUGGUGUGAGCUGCAAAAAGGGCAGUUGUCAGAGGGUCGCGGGACCUGGCGUGCCAACCUGACUGAUGUUUUCGGUUCCCGUUGGGCUCUGGGCCUUUUCCUGCCAGUUCAGACUGUUGAAACCGUACCUGGGAACUGGCAGGUCUACCAUGAUCACAAACAUGACUGAAAAGCCAAGAACUUGCCAUAUCAGUGUGUUUAUCAUAAGUUGGCCUGAGUGGAACUGUUAUUAAAUAUGAUAAGGGCUCCAGUUCACUUGAGUUGUAUUAGCCCACACAACUGAUCUACAUUUUUAGUGGAUUUCUGUCAUCGCUGCGCAAAUUAGGAGAGCGUUAUGUCACAAAGGUGUGGUAAAACCCAUAUCUAUGUCUGUCAUCACUGUAAACUGAAACUCAAUUUCAGCCCUAGUUCAGGGCAGCAGUGAUUCGCAGCGGUAACAUCAGAGAAGGAGGCCAGGAUUAAAGGAUGGAAGGGUAUUUACAAAACAACGCACACUAGUUAAUCAGCACACUAUUACACAAGUGGCCUGCUAAAAUGUGGGUAACAUUUAGGUUAGUUAGAAUUUGAAUUGGCCACAUGC